Molecule: messenger RNA, 1280 nt
Organism: Sebastes umbrosus (honeycomb rockfish)
Lineage: Eukaryota; Metazoa; Chordata; Actinopteri; Perciformes; Sebastidae
Gene: he2
Product: high choriolytic enzyme 2
Exons: 9
Coding region: 49-903 (284 amino acids)
Biological process (GO): proteolysis
Molecular function (GO): metalloendopeptidase activity; zinc ion binding
Source: RefSeq, a predicted model, not a curated record
AGCUCAUUUAAGCUCUUGCAUCGGAAGACAGCAGUCUGAAACACAACAAUGCAUCCUACUAUGAUCCUUGUGGGUGUCUUGUUUGGCUUGCUGACCCCGGCGUGCACUCUACCCAUUAAGAACUCUACUGGAGUGCAUGAGGGAAAAGUGAGGCUGAAAAGGAAAUACUCAGAUGAAAUUGCAGACUAUGAUGAUUAUAAUGCAAUGGAUCGGAUCCUGGAAGUCAAUAGCAUGUUGCGAGCCCCCCGAGGACUGUCGUUCAGAGAUGGAGAUAUUGCCAGCUCAUAUCUACGGAGUGCCAUAACCUGCCCAGGCAAUGCCUGUCUGUGGCCUAAAUCAGUAGAUGGAUUUGUUUAUGUUCCCUUCAUGCUCUCUCCUCUAUAUGACGACAUGGACAGAAUCACCAUAGAAACUGGGAUGCAAGACAUUGCCUCUGGGACAUGUGUUCAAUUUGUUCCACGCACUCAUGAAGUCAGCUUCCUUGAUAUUCAGCCCAGAUAUGGCUGUUGGUCGUUCCUGGGGCAGACUGGAGGAAGCCAGACCCUGUCGCUGCAGACUCCUGGGUGCAUGUGGUCAGGAGUGGCUGCCCACGAGUUCAUGCACGCUCUGGGCUUUGUGCACGAGCAGUCUCGCUCAGACCGAGACCACUAUGUCUCAAUUGUGUGGAAAAACAUCAUGCCAGACCACAUUCAUAACUUCAGGAAACAGGUGACCAACAAUCUCAAUAGUCCGUAUGACUACAACUCUGUCAUGCAUUAUGGAAGAUAUGCCUUCUCUGAAGAGGGUGGACCAACAAUAAUCCCCAGACCAGAUCCUUACAUUCCCAUUGGCCAGCGAGAUGGACCCAGUAAUCUAGAUCUUCAUAAAAUAAACGUCCUAUAUAACUGUGGUGUCAAUGAGUAACUGGAUCCAGAGUGUUAUAUUCUGUGUGAAGUGGUUAAUUGUUACUUCUGGUCUUGAGUAGAUCAUAUGGGCAACAUUACUUUAUAGCAAUUUCAUCUUUCUACAUUUGAAUUAUUAUCACAAAUUCUAGUCUGUACUUUUAGAUUGUGUUCAGUCAGUUCUGCUAAUCUGGGAUAAAGAUGAGGUGGAGUAAAGGGGCAGGUCAGAAUUGAAAGCUGCUUUUCUUUAACAUAGCUAAAAUAACAGCACUGUGAUAAGUGUUUGCGUGCCUGCUGCUGCCAAUUAGAUCACUGCAUCCCAUCACUGAAUCAGUUUGUUCCAUUUUCUGUCUCCUUCUCAGCUUCUGUUUACUUUAAAUAAAGAAAAUGCAACAGUAA